Ochotona princeps (American pika) is the source of this 2514-nucleotide messenger RNA. It is a transcript of the gene SLCO2A1, whose product is annotated as solute carrier organic anion transporter family member 2A1. The coding region runs from base 275 to 2209 and encodes 644 amino acids. Gene Ontology annotation, cellular component: membrane. Lineage: Eukaryota; Metazoa; Chordata; Mammalia; Lagomorpha; Ochotonidae. Gene Ontology annotation, biological process: transmembrane transport; prostaglandin transport; sodium-independent organic anion transport. The transcript is spliced from 14 exons. The record is from RefSeq and is a predicted model, not a curated record. Gene Ontology annotation, molecular function: prostaglandin transmembrane transporter activity; protein binding.
ACGCGCCACACCUGUCCGAGGGGCGGUCGCGGCGAGGGGCGGGCCUGGGGCCUGGGACAGCGGCGGCGAGGAGGGAGGAGGGAGCACGCGUUUCAUCAUCGCCCGCGCCGGCUGCGGCCACUUAUAAAAACUUUUGGACGAACAUUCCCCCGCUCUGUCUCCUCGCCGCGCGCCGCGCUCGCCACCCGCCGGCCCGGUCGCGCCAGCCCCGGCACCCCGAGGCCCUGCUACCACCGCUUCGGCCAGGACAGAAGGGACGCCGCCCGCCGCUACCAUGGGGCUGCUGCCCGAGCCCGGCUCGCCCCAGGGCAGCGACGCCCCUUCGGGCCGAGCCGGCCGCUGUCCCCGUUCCAUCUUCCGCAACAUUAAGAUGUUCGUGCUCUGCCAAGGCCUCCUGCAGCUCUGCCAGCUCCUCUACAGUGCCUACUUCAAGAGCAGCCUCACCACCAUCGAGAAGCGCUUCGGGCUUUCCAGCUCUUCCUCAGGUCUCAUCUCCAGUUUGAACGAGAUCAGCAACGCCACCCUCAUCAUCUUCGUCAGCUACUUCGGCAGCCGGGUGCACCGGCCGCGGCUGAUCGGCGUUGGUGGGCUCCUGCUGGCUGCAGGUGCCUUCGUGCUCACGCUGCCGCACUUCCUCUCAGAGCCCUACCAGUACACCUCGGCCAGCAUCGCCAACAGCAGCCGCUUCCAGGCCGAGCUCUGCAGGAAGCACUGGCAGGACCUGCCCCCCAGUAAGUGCCACAGCACCACCCAGGAUCCCCGGAGGGAGACCAGCAGCAUGUGGGCCCUCAUGGUGGUCGCCCAACUGCUAGCCGGCAUUGGGACCGUGCCCAUCCAGCCGUUUGGGAUCUCCUAUGUGGAUGACUUCGCAGAGCCCAACAACUCUCCCCUGUACAUCUCCAUCCUGUUUGCCAUUGCUGUGUUUGGCCCGGCCUUUGGGUACCUGCUGGGCUCUGUCAUGCUGCAGAUCUUUGUGGACUACGGCCGUGUAGACACUGCUGCUGUGAACCUGAGCCCAGGGGACCCCCGCUGGAUUGGAGCCUGGUGGCUGGGCCUGCUCAUUUCUUCAGCCCUCUUGGUUGUCACCUCUUUGCCCUUCUUUUUCUUCCCUCGGGCAAUGUCCAGAGCUGCAGAGGGGUCACCUGCCAUAGCAGAGGAGGCUAGGAAGAUGGAGGAGGUCAAGUCCAGAGGCUCCCUGGUGGAUUUCAUUAAACGCUUUCCACGCAUCUUCCUGAGGUUACUGAUGAACCCGCUCUUCUUGCUUGUGGUGCUGGUCCAGUGCACCUUCUCCUCCGUCAUUGCUGGCCUCUCCACAUUCCUCAACAAGUUCCUGGAGAAGCAGUAUGGAGCCUCGGCCGCCUAUGCCAACUUCCUCAUUGGUGCCGUGAACCUGCCCGCAGCAGCCCUGGGGAUGCUGUUGGGAGGCAUCCUCAUGAAGCGGUUCGUGUUCCCGCUGCAAACCGUCCCACGUGUGGCCGCCACCAUCAUCACCAUCUCCAUGAUCCUCUGCGUGCCUCUCUUCUUCAUGGGAUGUUCCACACCGACAGUGGCUGAGGUCUACCCCCCAAGCACAUCAAGUUCUAUAAGUCCCCAGCCCCUCGCCUGUCGCAGGGACUGCGCGUGUCCUGAUUCCAUCUUCCACCCAGUCUGCGGAGACAAUGGCAUUGAGUACCUUUCCCCUUGCCACGCUGGCUGCAGCGAUAUGAACAUCAGCUCUGCAGCCUCCAAGCAACCGGUCUACUUGAACUGCAGCUGUGUGACUGGAGGCUCGGCUUCGGCGAAAGCGGGGUCCUGCCCCAUCCCCUGCGCCCGCUUCCUGCUCCCCACCAUCUUCCUCAUCUCCUUCGCAGCCCUGAUUGCCUGCGUGUCCCACAAUCCCCUCUAUAUGAUGGUCUUGCGCGUGGUGAACCAGGAGGAAAAGUCAUUUGCCAUCGGGGUCCAGUUCCUGCUGAUGCGCUUACUGGCCUGGCUGCCAGCUCCAGCCCUCUACGGCCUCACCAUCGACUACUCCUGCGUCCGUUGGAGCUUUCAGUGCUCCGGGCGGCGAGGGGCCUGCAUCUACUAUGACAACGAUGCCCUGCGGGACAGGUACCUGGGUCUGCAGAUGGGCUACAAGGUGCUGGGCACGCUGGGGCUCUUCCUGGUCAGCUGGAGGGUGAAGAAGAACAGAGAGUACAACGUGCAAGAGAAGGCAGCCGGCCUCAUCUGAGCAUGUGCCCUGCCCCGGGCCUGGCUGGCCUGGCCACACUGCCUUACUUACUAGUGUUAACACGCCCUUUCUUUUUGUUUUGUUUUGUUUGUUUGUUUUUAAUAUGAGGGAAGAUCCUAGCCACCAUUUGCCUUCCAUCUCUCCAUCUCCCAGAGGACCCCACUCCCAGCUCCUGUGAGCUACUAUGUACCCCAACUGGGUGGGCACAGAGCUGUGCCCGAGUUCCUCUUGGUGCUGGAUCCCCACCAAGGCAGCCCUGCCCCUCACCAGCCUGGGAACAAAAGGACUGCCUUCCCUCCUUCUCA